This is a messenger RNA of Melopsittacus undulatus (budgerigar), 2694 nucleotides long. RefSeq names its product myosin light chain kinase 2 (gene MYLK2). Gene Ontology annotation, cellular component: cytoplasm. The transcript is spliced from 13 exons. Bases 1 to 2526 code for a protein of 841 amino acids. The record is from RefSeq and is a predicted model, not a curated record. NCBI's taxonomy places the organism in Eukaryota, Metazoa, Chordata, Aves, Psittaciformes, Psittaculidae. Gene Ontology annotation, molecular function: myosin light chain binding; ATP binding; myosin light chain kinase activity. Gene Ontology annotation, biological process: protein phosphorylation; striated muscle contraction; cardiac muscle tissue morphogenesis.
AUGGAGAUGUCCACCACCGAGGCAGAGGCAGCCGGGACUGCUCCAGAGCCCCAGGAUGGAAGGGCAGCGCUGGCAGAGGGAGCUUCAGCUGAGCAACUCCAUGGAGGGGAAGCAGCACCUACAGAGGAGAAGGCUCCGGCUGCUGCCACAGCCCAGGAUGGGGGAAAGAAUGAGCCAGGGAAGGAGAAGGCUCUGGCUGCAGUAAAGCCUGAAGGAGAGAAGGCAGCAUCCAUGGAGGGGAAGGCUCCGGCUGCUGCUGCAGCUCAGGAUGGAGGCAAGGAGGAGCCCAGGGAGGAGAAGGGCCUGGCUGGAGCAGGGGCUCAGGAUGGAGGGAAGGAUGAGCCCAUGAAGGAGCAAGCCCCUGGUGGGUUAGAGCCUGAGGGUGGUGGGAAAGCAGAGCCCAUGCAGGAGAAGGCUCCGGCUGCAGUGGAGGCUGAGGAAGGGAAGGCAAAACCCACCAAGGAGGCAGCUUUGGCUGCAGCACAGGCUCAGGAUGGGGGCAAAGAAUCUGCAGAGGAGAAACCCACAUCUGGUGCCAAGGAGAAGGCUCCAGCUCCUGUGAAGGCCCAGGAUGGAGGGAAGGCAGCAGCAAAGGCAGAGGAAACCCCAGUGGAUAAAAAACCUGUGAAGACAAAGGCUCCAACUACUGCAAAGGCUCAGGAUGGAGAGAAACAAGUGGCAAAGGCAGAAGCCUCAGCUGCAAAAACAGCUCAAAAGGGUGAUAAAGAGAAGCCUGUAAAGGAGAAAGCCACAGGUCCUGCAAAGAAGGCCCCAGAUGCUGCAAAGGCUCAUGACGGAGAGAAGGCAGCAGUAAAGGCAAAGGAAACCCCAGCUGCAAAGAAGCCUCAAGUUGGAAGCAAAGAGCCUUCAAAGGAGAAAGCUGCAGCUCCUGCAGAAGAGGAGAAAGCUCCAGAGGUGGAGAAAACCCCAGUGGCAUCGGAGACUGAGGAUGGAGGCAAGGAAGAGCCUGCCAAGGAGGAAGCCACGGCUCCCACAAAGGAGGCUCCGGCCGCUGUGAAGGCUCAGGAUGGAGGGGCGAAAGCUGCAGAGCUGGACUCUCCCCCAGCUGCGGCAGAGGCCGGGGAUGGAGGCGAGGACCCCACAGAGGCUGCGGCCCUGGGGGAAGGGGAGCGAGCAGCAAAGGCGGAUGAGAAGGGCAAGCAGCAGCCAAGGGGCUCUGAGCCCCCACGCCCGGCCCUGCUGCAGAGCCUGAGCUGCCCGGCCGCCUGCCCGAGGGACGAGCAGCCCUGGGCGGAGGGGCCGGCCAUGGAGGUGAUACUGGAGGAGAGCACGGUGAUGGAGCCGGCAGAGCCCGGCCCGGUCCCGGAGCCCCCCGGCACCCCACAGGAGAGGACAUUGCCCAGUGCCACGGGGCAGGCCCCGGGCCCUGCCGGGGCUGCGGAGCAGCCUGGCCCUGCGGGACAACCGUCCUCGACGGAGGCAGAGCCACCCCCGAGCCCCUACCUCACCCCCGACUUCGGGAAGGAAGACCCGUUCGAGAUACUGGAUGAUGUCCCUCCGCCACCAGCACCCUUCGCUCACCGCAUCGUCACCCUGCGGUCCGCCAGCAUCAGCUCCCACUUCAACCUCAGCUCCAAGGAGAUCCUGGGGGGGGGCAAGUUUGGUGAAGUCCACACGUGCACAGAGAAGCAGACGGGGCUCAAGCUGGCAGCCAAAGUGAUCCGGAAGCAGGGUGCCAAGGACAAGGAGAUGGUGCUGCUGGAGAUCGAUGUGAUGAACCAGCUGAACCACCGCAACCUCAUCCAGCUCUAUGAUGCCAUCGAGACGCCGCGGGAGAUCAUCCUGUUCAUGGAGUUUGUGGAGGGCGGUGAGCUCUUUGAGCGGAUCAUCGAUGACGAUUACCAGCUGACGGAGGUGGACUGCAUGGUGUUCGUGCGGCAGAUCUGCGAGGGCAUCCGCUUCAUGCACCACAUGCGGGUCCUCCACCUCGACCUCAAGCCUGAGAACAUCCUCUGUGUCGCUGCCACUGGACACAUGGUGAAGAUCAUUGACUUUGGGCUGGCUCGAAGGUACAACCCCCAGGAGAAGCUGAAGGUGAACUUCGGCACCCCUGAAUUCCUCUCCCCUGAGGUGGUCAACUACGAGCAGGUCUCCUACACCACGGACAUGUGGAGCAUGGGCGUCAUCACCUACAUGCUGCUCAGCGGCCUCUCCCCCUUCCUGGGUGACAACGACACCGAGACGCUCAACAACGUCCUGGCUGCCAACUGGUACUUCGAUGAGGAGACCUUCGAGAGUGUCUCCGACGAGGCCAAGGACUUCGUUUCCAACCUCAUCAUCAAGGACAAGAGUGCCCGGAUGAGUGCCAGCCAGUGCCUGGAGCAUCCCUGGCUCAACAACCUGGCAGAAAAGGCCAAACGCUGCAACCGGAGGCUCAAGUCCCAAGUGCUGCUCAAGAAAUACGUCAUGAGGAGGCGCUGGAAGAAGAACUUCAUCGGGGUGUGUGCUGCCAACCGCUUCAAGAAGAUCACCAGCUCGGGGUCCCUGACGGCGCUGGGCAUCUGAGCCAGGGCUCUGCCAUGAGCCGAGGCCACAGAGGAACCGCUUCAGAGGCUCUCACGUCGGUCUCGCUUCUGGACGGCAGCAGGACCCUGCUGGGGUCCUCACUUCCCACUGUGGGCCAAGGGCUGGAGCUGCUCAGCCCUGUCCCUGCCCGCGCUGCUGCGAGAUGAU